Myotis myotis is the source of this 2255-nucleotide messenger RNA. RefSeq lists its product as uncharacterized. Lineage: Eukaryota; Metazoa; Chordata; Mammalia; Chiroptera; Vespertilionidae. Bases 166 to 1161 code for a protein of 331 amino acids. The transcript is spliced from 7 exons. Gene Ontology annotation, biological process: regulation of transcription by RNA polymerase II. The record is from RefSeq and is a predicted model, not a curated record. Gene Ontology annotation, cellular component: nucleus.
CGCUUCUCCCAGUGGGAGCGGUGGGAGGGGGAGGGCCGGGCCAAGGAAAGGUAGUGACACGUGUCAAUCAAUCCCCCUCCGGGGGGCGCGCGCUGCGGAGCUCGCGCCCCAGCCUCGCGCCUGCGCCGCUCGUAUGUAAAUGAGGGCGCGUGACGCGGGACGCAGAUGGACCAGGGAAGAGAGGAUGGACUCCGCCGCCGUUGCUCAGUGCGGGAGCCACCGGUGCGCGGCGGAGAGGAGAGUAUUCCGGCGGGAACUCGACUCCUGGCGCCACCGCCUCAUGCACUGUGUAGGCUCAUUUCGCUUAGCAUAAUGCUCUCCAGUUCCAUCCAUGCUGUUGCAAAUGGUUUUGAGAGUAUUUUAGAAGGGCUUUAUGGACCACGGCUACGAAGACACCUCAGUUUAUUUGAAGACUGUGAGCCAGAAGAACUGACUGACUGGUCUAUGGAUGAAAAAUGUUCACUUUGUAACCUACAAAGAGAAGCAGUCAGUGAUUGUAUACCAUCUCUUGAUUCUUCACAGUCAACACCAACAGAGGAACUAUCAUCUCAGGGCCAGUUCAACACUGAAAAGAUUGAAUGCCAAGCAGAAAAUUACCUAAAUGCACUCUUUCAAAAGAAAGGUCCUAAAGAAGAACUUUUAGGAUUAUUGCCACUCAGAGGUCAAACAUGUGGAGAGGAUAUAGCAAAUGCUGUAAUUGAGUGCAUUGAAAAACAUCAUAUUCCACUCGAUAAAAUUGUCUCAAUUUCAACAGACGGGUCGAAAAGUAUGACCGGCGUAAGAAACGGGUUUGUUGCUAUUUUGAAAGAAAAAAUUAAUCACGAGAUACUUACUUACCAUUGCAUCAUUCAUCAAGAAGCGCUUUGUGUGCAGACAUUUCCAGAAGAAAUUUGCAAAGUUAUGGAAUUGGUGAUUAAGAUUAUCAACUCCAUUAUAGCUAAAGCUCUUAAUCAUCACCAAUUUAAAGAAUUUUUAGUUGAAAUGGAGAGUGAGUAUGCAGAUCUUCUACUGCAUAACAAGAGGCCCGCUACACAGAUUCCUGCACCGUUGGGAUCCCUCGGCAUAGCCUGUGGGGAUCGGGCCGAAAACCACAGUCCAACACCGCCUGCUGCUCCUGCUCAUCCCAGCCCAGCUGUGCCUGCCAUGGCCACUGUUCGGUAGGCUCGCUGCUGCUCCACUGCGGUCUCCAAGCUGUGGCGGCCAGCUGUGAGCCCUGCGUCUGGCAUGUGUUGGUCAGCUGAGUGGUGCUAUUGCUGUGGGAGCGCGCUGCCCCUGGUGGUCAGUGCGCAUCAUAGAGACUGGUCGACUGGUUGUUCGGUCGCUUAGGCUUUUAUAUAUAGAGGUAGUCAUCCUGUAUCAUGUCUCUACUAGAUCAUAAAGUCUUUGAGGCCAGGGACACAAAUUCUGUUGUAUCCCACAGUUUCCAACAGAAAAAUACAGUAAAUACUUUGUACUUAGAGUUUGAUGGAUGACUAACUUUUACAUCCCAACGUGUUCAAUAUAAUUCUGUUCAGUAAGGACAAAAGUUUUUUGGACGCUGUGGAAUUUCUUUCUCCCAUAUCCCAUUAGGCACAUGAAAAUGCACAUGCUGUGGUCCUUGAAGCAAAUGAGGGUAUGCCAGGAAGCAAGUUAUUCCUUGUGGGAGCAGCAGACAAGUAAAAUGAAGGGAACACACUCAGUUGAGUGGAGAUAGUGACAACUCUGCACCAUGGUCGCCUCUGAAGUUGACAGACAAGGUUGGGAGACAGGUUUUAGCCCUUAAUUUUUGGUUGUGGAAACUGCAGCUUGAUCUCAUUGAAACUAGAGUUCUAAAGUGAUUACAAAGAUUUCUCUCUGUUUAAAGAGAACAUAGGGGACUUCUGGAGAGUUUGCUGAGUUUAUGAUGCAACUCUUCUUUAACUAUCUGAAGGAGGUGGAAGCCAAAGAGGACUGUCAUUCCUGACUCUCAGGAAAGGACAAUCACAUCUCUCCGGGGCCAGCCCUCUUCUAGACAGUCUCUCCUUUCUGAGACUCAGACCAAGGCAGAGACUGCGCACUUGGGUUCUGUACCCGCCUACCCGCCCGCCCUGAGCUAGAGCCAAAGACCCAGUUAAAACUAGGAUCAGGUGUAACAUGUAGGACGGCCUUCGGAUGCCUCCUUGAGCUUCUCAUGUUCUCUGAAUUGCAUUCAGCCGUGUACAUUUUUACCACACAAUAUUUUAAACACCGUUAAAAAAAAUAAAAUGUAUUAAAACAUUGAGCACUAUUCACAAAGC